GCGUUGUAAACCACUCUGAACAAGCUGGUCAUUUUAACACAAACCACCUUUGUUAGCCAAAAUGUGGAGUGGCUCUAACUUUGAACGGGCAAGUUUAGAAAGACGCAAAUACAAUGAGCGACAAAGAAAAGAAAGAAUUUUUAACGACAAACUGAGAACCAUCGGUAUUGACAAGCAAGGCCUUGACAGGCAGCUGGAUGACAAGAAAAAAUGGAAAGAUGCAGAAAAGUUUGAACAAGACACUUUUGAGGCCCAAUUCCUUCAUGAUAGAAAGCAAGCGUAUCUUCUUCAACGCAAAGAAGAAAGGGAGAAAUCUGAAGCGGAGAAGAGCAAUUUUCAGGAACAAUAUGCGCGUGCCAUUCAGGAGAAAUUGAACCGGGAUGAGUCUGAGGAGCCACUUGAAAACAUGAUGCCUCCGGGAAUGGCAGGCGAGGACCCAAACAGCGAAAACCGAGUAUGCAGGCAGAAAGAGCAGCUGAGGGAGUGGCUGCUCCAGCAACAAAUAGAGCUAGCCAGAGAGAAAGAAAGACAAAAUAAUGAAAGGUUGAACGAUGACAAAUUCAGAGUACAUAUAGACAAUGUCGCUCAGGGACUGGAAAACGCCGUGUUAGAGAGAAGGAAAAAAAAUGCAGUUGAACUGAACGAGUUCAAUCAGGCAUUGGCUGAAGAGAGGCAACGGUAUGAACGGGAACUCAGAGAUGACUUCAGAGAGAUACGGCCGAGUCAGGUGGGGGUUCCUGGUAUGUUGCACGCCUUUGAUAGAAGGCCACGUCCCGAGAGCUCUGAGCAAAUGAAAAAGUUCUGGAACCUUCAAGUUGAGGAGAAAAUGAUGACAAAAUUGGAGGGGACCAAAGAGAAGCAACAAUACGACCGUUGGUGCUCCAACACGACACGUACGGCUAUGAUCAUAGAGAGGCAGCAGGAGCGACUGAAGAAGGCGCAACGGCAGGAGCUGGACUAUAACAACACCACCACUGCUGAAUAUGACAGGCGCAAUAGACCUGACAUUAAAACAGGACGCAUCGAUGAAAGCUUCUUCGCCAAAUUUAACACCUGCAGUCGCUGAAACGGCACUCGGACAUCUCCAUAGAUUCCAAUGGACAAGUAUCAUUUCACAAGGGCAGAUUCAGAAUCAUAUUCUAGAAAUGUUUACUUGCAUCUCUGACUAACGAUAUGUUUAAAAAAAAAUAUCGUUGUAAUUAACGUACCUAUAAGUGAUUAUAAUUGCCCAUGUUUAAAAUUUACUGGGAGACAUAAAUGUAUCACAAACUAUGAUCGAAAAUACUUAAUAUUAUUUCAAAUGCAGACAAGAAUUAAAAUAUUGCUGUUGAUGAUGGUGAAAAAGAAUUACUGUAGCGGAGCAGUCCCGUGGAAAACUAUGAAAAUUUGACUUUAAUUAUUGACAUUUGAUUGUACUACAACAGGCAGGAGUUACAUUCAUGGUGCCAAUGCUCCUGCGGGACUGUUGGAGAGAAACUUAUCUUGGGCUGAUGUAGAAGCUAGCGCUAGAAGGACUAGGUUUUGUUUUAUUUACUAAAACGUCGGAUUAA
Syngnathus acus (greater pipefish) is the source of this 1550-nucleotide messenger RNA. RefSeq names its product RIB43A-like with coiled-coils protein 2. The coding region runs from base 62 to 1066 and encodes 334 amino acids. The transcript has a single exon. The record is from RefSeq and is a predicted model, not a curated record. NCBI's taxonomy places the organism in Eukaryota, Metazoa, Chordata, Actinopteri, Syngnathiformes, Syngnathidae.